GAUCGGUGUGUGGGUAGCCCUCCUACACCAUGUAACUUUAGCCCACACACGCCUCUGGGCCCGAGCUAGCGGUGCUGCAUGGGGACCCAAAGUGUGCACGGAGGUCCAGUUAAUUGAAUUAAGGGGACAUCUAUAUCUCGAAUCACAUCGCGUUGACUGUGUGACAAAAUCCUCCUAGAACGUUGCUUCACCUAGUCUGGUCAAGCCGUUUCGGGAAAUCUUGGCACCAUCACGAUGAAUACUUCGAAUUCGUCUUGAGAUUUUUCUGGUCUCCACCGAGGCCUCCAGUUUCAAGUAUAACGAACAUUCCUGCCUACAUCUUCUUUUUGAAUCUAUCGCUCCCUAGGCACAAUGCCUUCCCAUACACACACCGCCGUCUUGGCUCUGGCACUAUCGAGUGCUUCGCUAUUUGUCUCCCCGGUUGGAGCUCACCCUGUUGAAUUACAGGCUAGGACUCCCGCAACUGAAGAGCAGUCCGUUGGGCUUUUGGCCCUUGGAGGCGGUUACCCUCAAAAGAGAGAUGUUGAAGCCACUAAUCAGCUUUCCGGCGGAGGCUCCGAUGAUGACGACGAUGGCUCCGGCAGUUCUGAUGGCAAUGAUGGAGACCUUGGUGUGACUGGCAGCCUCGGCAUCACCGGAUCAGAUGGACUUACUGGUACUGGGAGCAAUGAUGGCUCUGGAAAUGAUGGAUGUGGAAGCAAUGGGUGUGAUAAUAACAGCUCUGGCAACAACGGCUCUGGAAGCAACAAUGGCUCUGGGGGCAGCAAUGGCUCCGGAAGCAACAACGGUUCUGGAGGCAGUAAUGGUUCUGGAAGUAACAACGUCUCUGGAAACAACGGUUCAGGAAGCAAUGGCUCUGGAGGCAAUAAUGAUUCUGGAGGCAAUAAUGAUUCUGGAGGUAACAACGAUUCUGGAGGCAGCAAUGGUUCUGGAAGCAACAACGGCUCUGGAAGCAACGGCUCUGGAAGCAACGGCUCUGGAAGCAACGGCUCUGGAAGCAACGGCUCUGGAAGCAACGGCUCUGGAAGCAACGGCUCUGGAAGCAAUAAUGGUUCUGGAAACAACAACGGCUCUGGAGGCAGCAAUGGUUCUGGAGGCAGCAAUGGUUCUGGAAGCAAUAAUGGCUCUGGAAGCAACAACGGCUCUGGAGGCAGCAAUGGUUCUGGAGGCAGUGGAAGCAGCGGCAGCAACAAUAACGGUAAGAGCACCGGCGCUGACAACGUUGGCUCAGGCACAAGCCUGGUUAUCACGAUCACCCCAACAGAGGAUGAAAGCAGCGGCAGUGGUGGUACAGGCACAAGCUCAACGUCCAGCAUCUCGCUAGCAAUUUCUAGCAACGGGGUGUCGGGCUAUGCCAAUAGCAAGAGCUCUUCUUCUUCUUCGAACGGUAAGGAGCCCAACGAAAUUGAUACCGACAGCAGCAGCGGCGACAACAAUGGAAGUACCAACACCGGCAGCGGCUCCAGCAUCUAUGUCAGCGAAACGAGCACCAACAACAGUUCCACUCCAAGCAAAGACGAUGACAAGGAUGAUGACAAAGAUAAAGAUGAUGAUAGCAAAAGUUCAGACCCUGUGAGCUCGUUGCUCUCGAGUGUUUCGGGCUUGCUGGGUGGGCUUCUCAGGCGCUAGGAGAUGCUUAAUAGUCGAUUGUUAUGUCGAUUGUUGCGGAAGAGUAAGUGGUGGUGGUGGUGGUGGUGGUAAUACUAAUAUAAGGACAAGAGGGAUAGAUAUUGUUGCUACCUGGAUUUGAUUUCGUUACUGGUUACUGAUUUGGUUCUUUGAUUCGAUUAAAGUUAGAGAUUCUGCUUAUUUACUCAUUACUUACUUACCAACC
Messenger RNA from Aspergillus piperis CBS 112811, 1834 nucleotides. RefSeq lists its product as uncharacterized. The transcript is spliced from 4 exons. The record is from RefSeq and is a predicted model, not a curated record. Bases 352 to 1629 code for a protein of 425 amino acids. Lineage: Eukaryota; Fungi; Ascomycota; Eurotiomycetes; Eurotiales; Aspergillaceae.